Molecule: messenger RNA, 2286 nt
Organism: Penicillium hordei
Lineage: Eukaryota; Fungi; Ascomycota; Eurotiomycetes; Eurotiales; Aspergillaceae
Exons: 3
Coding region: 1-2286 (761 amino acids)
Molecular function (GO): NADP binding; N,N-dimethylaniline monooxygenase activity; flavin adenine dinucleotide binding
Source: RefSeq, a predicted model, not a curated record
AUGUCACCCAAGAAAGUAGCAAUAAUCGGCGCCGGUCCCUCGGGCCUAGUCACCGCCAAAACCCUGCUUCAUAAUUUCCCGCGCGGGACAUUCUCUCCAAUCAUCUUCGACAGCCAGGACAAAGUCGGAGGUCUGUGGUCAAGUCACCAUCAUUCUCCCAAUCAGGUCAAUACGCCCCCGGUUACACUAGACCCUCGAAUGCGGACCAACCUCAGCUGCUUCACGGUUGCUUUUUCGGAUCUUGCCUGGGAGUCUGUGAUACCUGACGCGGAUGUUCCGGUUUUUCCUCAGGCGAGACAGGUUGGAGACUACUUGACCUGUUAUUCAGAGCGGUAUAUUCCAACCCAUGUACUUCGGCUAGGGUGUAGAGUGGUAAAGACUAUACGAAGGGUUGAGAAUGGAGAUGAUCCGAAGUGGAAGGUCCAGUGGGUUCACGAGAGUACGAAGAAAGCUCAGACGGAAUAUGAAUUACCGGACGAUGGAGUGUCUUCAGAAGAUUUUGACCUGAUUGUCAUCGCCUCUGGGUACUUUGCCCAGCAGUAUGUUCCAGAUAUACCAGGUCUAAAGCAAUUCCAAAGCCAAGGCCAAAUCAUCCACAGCUCUUCCCUCCAUUAUGAGCGAGAGCAGCCAUCUUUUAAUGAAACCAAAGAUGUGAAUGGCCAGGUUGUCGUCAUCGGCGGCAGCAUGUCAGGCGUCGAAGCCGCAUCUGCUGUUGCUCUACGCCAAUCUUCAUCCACACUUUCCACACACAGAAUUGAAUAUCCCCAAGAGACAAAGGUGCACCAUAUACAUUCAAGACCCUUCUGGACUUUACCAACUUAUCUCCCACAUGAAUCUUCCGAUGGGAGUCCAUCUUUUUUACCCUUGGACUUGGCCAUGUAUGACCUAGGCCGCCGGCCCCCGGGUCCAAUAGACUACGCCUUGGGGCCUAUCCCGGAAGAAAAAGCAGUCAAAACAAACAGUUACUUCCAGUCAUUGCUCGGAAGUGACUAUGAGAAAUACGCGCACAUGGAUUCACCACAUGGCGCCGAAGAAUCCAGAACCCAGCCACCAUGGGUCGCCAUAGGCAAUGAUUACGCCGAGUUCGUCCGAUGUGGAGCGAUUCAGACAUCGAUGGGCCGGGUGACUUCUGUGAAAUCUGAUCCAGAUACUAAGCAAGCUUCAGUUCAGUACGAACGGCCCGAUGGGGUCACCGAGAUGAUAGAAAAUGUGACGACGAUAGUAAUGGCCACCGGAUUCACGCCGUACAAGUCAUUGUCCUUGCUACCAGAUGAAGUGUUGACGACCCUUGAAUACUCUAAAACGGAUCCGUUCUCACCGUUGAUUCUCGACAAGGGAGGCACCGUCCGCUCGGAAAUCCCCGAUAUCGGAUUCGUCGGAUUCUACCGUGGCCCGUACUGGGGCGUGAUGGAAAUGCAAGCAAGGUUCCUUGGAAAAAUAUGGAGUGAGGUGAACAACAGUGUGCUCUGUGAAACAGAUGACCAAAAGCAAAGCCUUCGCAGUCUCAGAUUGGCACACCCGGAUUUAGCCCGUGGUCAGUUCCCCAUGGGCGACUAUGUCGGAUUGAUGGAGUCGUUCGCCAAGGAUUUAGAUAUUAGUCGCUCAGCACUGGGAUCAGGCCAUGGUCGGUCUGGGCCCGCUGUUCCUGCGAGGUAUACUUUUGUCGAUACGCAAACGCCAGGCACAGAGAGUGAGACAGAAAAGACAUUAGGUGCUUUGCGCGACGCUCUUGUCCCUGGCCACGAGACAACACGGAAGGCCGCAGCGUCAGCUAUCUUUCGGGCUCUGCAUGGGACUUGGAAGUCUUCACAGAAAGCAGGUGCUACUCGAUGUGAAGCAUCUGGGACUUUAGCCUUUUACCCGCGGUACCCAACUAGCACGGCAUAUGAUAGAGAGUAUGUCUGUGUGGAGGCAAAUGUGGGCUCGACCGUGCGGGAACAGCCUUUGCAAGACAAUGUGCGGUUCAUUAUGCGCUUGGCUGAAGUGGAAUCUAAACCUACCACUUCACGAAUCGAGAUAUGGUCAUCAGGCUUGGUAGAUAGGCUGUCAGCAAAUCAACUUAUCCAGGUUUGGGAGUUGACGCCUCUAUGCCAGGAGAGGAAAGAUGGGGCGUCUAUUCCUGGGGAAUAUAUAAUAUCCGCCAAGAGCGUUGAUUCGGGUUCUGGGGUCAAGUGUUUGUAUACAUUCCAUUUCAAGGGGGUUUCUAUCUUGUCCUGGGAAUAUGUUGAGACGGACAAUUUGGAGGAGAAGGGGGAGUUGACUUCUUAUUUCUACACAAGAGACUAA